GGACCAUAUUGAUUCUAGAAAGAUACUUACAAUGGCUGCAUCGUUAGCCUCUCUUUCCUCCUUAGCUAAAGCCGGAGCACCACGGUCACUGUUCAACCGCCAUGGCAGCCACCGCCUUCCUCCUCCACAAAUCAUACCUCUUGCUUCCUCUGUACGCAAUCUUCUCUUUUACUAAUUAUCUCGUCUUAACCAAUUUCAGUCAGAAUUUGAACCACUUAAAGUCUAUAGCAUUGAUAAGCGAAAUGUUGAUAAGAUCAUGUUUUGUCAGAUCAAGAAACAUAUCACGACGAGCUUCUAUAGGAGAGGAAGUUCUCUGAAGAACAUUUAUGCCCUCGAGACCUCUGACGGCGCCAUUAACGUGGAGGUCGAUGAUGAUGAGGAAGAAGAAGCGUGUGAGCUUGUUAACGGAACAGAAGUGUCCGUUGACGGUGUUGAAGGUUAUCUUUUAACGGCGGUGAAGAACAAUAACGGAACUGGAUUGCUUCUACUCUCUGAUGUCUUUGGCUUUCAAGAUUCAGCUACACGCGAUUUCGCUUACCGUGUGGCUUGCAAUGGCUAUAACGUUCUUGUCCCGGACUUGUUUCGUGGAGAUCCAUGGUCGAAAAACCGACCAAAGUCCGAAUACGAGGAAUGGAGAAGAGGACAUGACCCUAACCGUAUCAGACAAGACACUACUACCUUCACAAAAUGGAUGGUUGAGGAAUUUGCAGCGGCUGGAAUCUCCAAGAAGCUAGGAGUGAUGGGGUUCUGUUUUGGCGGUGGACGUGUGGUUGACGUGUUAGCCACGGAUGAGAGCGGUUACUUUAGCACCGGUGUCUCGUUCUACGGUACGAGAAUAGACUCGGCGGUGGCGGGAGAUGUGAAAGUGCCAGUCUUGUUUAUUGCUGGAGAUAGAGACCCGCUUUGUGAAGUGAAGGGUUUGUAUGAAAUUGAGGAGAAGAUUGGUGAAGGUUCAAAGGUUGUUGUGUAUGAAGGAAGAGGUCACGGCUUUGUUCACCGGCCCGAGACACCCGAAGAUGAUCGAGACGCUGAGGAAGCGUUUGCUCUCAUGAGAAAUUGGUUACAUCAUCAUUUGAUUUGAAGCCAAUUGUUUUUCUCUACUCUUUGUACAUCCAAGUUAAAAUAAAACUCGGAUUCUAGUAAAUAUCCAAAUAAAUGUUACUUAAUAAUAUAACUAAUGAAGAGGAAUGUCGAGAAAACCAUAUAAAAGUUCAAUCUCUAAUCAAAUCAUGUUUUCCUUCACGUAAACUAAAAUGCUAUGCUAAUGUUUCAUGGUUUGUUGAAU
Arabidopsis thaliana (thale cress) is the source of this 1285-nucleotide messenger RNA. RefSeq names its product alpha/beta-Hydrolases superfamily protein. Gene Ontology annotation, molecular function: hydrolase activity. The record is from RefSeq and is marked reviewed. The transcript has 2 exons. Gene Ontology annotation, cellular component: cytosol. The coding region runs from base 257 to 1081 and encodes 274 amino acids. Lineage: Eukaryota; Viridiplantae; Streptophyta; Magnoliopsida; Brassicales; Brassicaceae.